Molecule: messenger RNA, 2636 nt
Organism: Prunus mume (Japanese apricot)
Lineage: Eukaryota; Viridiplantae; Streptophyta; Magnoliopsida; Rosales; Rosaceae
Source: RefSeq, a predicted model, not a curated record
UCACACGUGUCAUGCUUCUUUCAGACACGCCGCCCGACACUACCGCCAAUCGAACCCAGCUACCCUCAAGUCCCAACCAGCUCCCAGAUCUCAGAUCCAAUCCACGGCUCACAUCCCUCCACGUCCCGGACCCCAACCCACUAUUUAAAUUCACUUUUUUCUCCAUCUCCUCUGUUCGAGACACAGACAGAAAGAGAUAAGAGGGAAAAACCCAACAAAAAGCACGAGAAAUCUCUGCUCCGAUCUCAUACCGGCUCCGAGAUCCGACCCGCCGGACUGUCCUAGCCGCAGAUCUAGACAACCCCCGACACCGACGGUAAUUACCAAAAUGUCCGCCCCCUUCUAUUUUUAGAAACUCAAUCUUUCUCUUCAGUAUUUUUAGGAAAAAGCAUUAAAGCGAACCCGUUUCGGUCAUUUCCGUCAAAUCUCAGCCGGCAUAUAUAAUUCGAGGGGAAGCAAAUCGACGGCGGAGAUGGCGCCGAGCACGAUCCGGAAGGCGAUCGGGGCCGUCAAGGACCAGACGAGCAUAGGCAUCGCGAAGGUAGCGAGCAACCUGGCGCCGGACCUGGAGGUGGCGAUCGUCAAAGCGACGUCGCACGAGGACGAGCCGGCGAGCGAGAAGCACGUGCGGGAGAUACUGACGCUGACGUCAUCGUCCCGGGGCUACGUGCACCAACGCGUGCUGAACGACGGGGGCCCGGUGUUCGGGGACGAGAUCGUGUACGCGACCCGGAGGGGGACCCGCCUCCUGAACCUAUCGGAUUUCAGGGACGAGGCUCACUCGAGCUCGUGGGAUCACUCUGCUUUUGUGAGGACAUACGCUCUGUACUUGGAUCAGAGGCUCGAGCUCAUGCUGUUCGAGAGGAAGAGUGGUGGUGGUGGUGGUGGUGUUGGAGAUCGACAGAGCUCGAUUGGGUCUAAUGGGUCUUUGCAUUACAGGUCUCCGCCGCCGAGGAAUUACGAGUAUGAGUAUGGAGGAGAGCGAGAUCGGGAGUUUAAGGACUAUGAGAAUGGAGGGGGGAUGAGAAAGUCGAGGUCUUACGGGGAUAUGAAUGAAUCGGUGAGUCGAAACGGGCGAGAUGAGAAGAGGGCUGUGACCCCAUUGAGGGAUAUGAAGCCGGAGCAGAUUUUUGCGAAGAUGGGUCAUUUGCAGAGGCUGUUGGAUCGGUUUCUGGCGACCCGACCCACGGGUUUGGCGAAGAAUAGUCGGAUGGUUUUGGUUGCUGUGUACCCGGUGGUGAGGGAGAGCUUUCAGCUGUAUGGUGAUAUCUGUGAGGUUUUGGCGGUUUUGCUUGAUAAGUUUUUCGAUAUGGAGUAUCCGGAUUGUGUGAAAGCGUUUGAUGCAUAUGCGAGCGCGGCAAAGCAGAUUGAUGAGCUUGUCGGUUUUUAUGCCUGGUGCAAGGAUUCGGGUCUGGCCCGGUCGUCAGAGUAUCCAGAGGUGCAGAGGAUUGGGAGUAAGUUAUUGGACACAUUGGAGGAGUUUGUGAGGGACAGGUCGAAGGGAACCAAGAGUCCUGAGAGGAGAGUGGAGCCUGUUCCUCCGCCUCCUCAAGAGGAGGAGCCCCAAAAUAUGAAUGAGAUUAAGGCAUUGCCAGCGCCGGAGAAUUACACUCCGCCACCGCCCCCUGAGGUUGUGGAUAAGGCGGAGCCCAAACAGGAAGUGGUACCGGACUUGGUGGAUUUGAGGGAUGAUGGGGUUUCAGCUGAUGCGCAGGCGAAUAAGUUGGCUUUGGCUUUGUUUGCUGGUCCUGGUGGUAGUGGACCUGCAAAUGGAUCAUGGGAAGCUUUCCCGUCAGAUGGGCAGCCCCAAGUCACCUCGGCUUGGCAGACACCUGCUGCGGAGGCCGGGAAGGCAGAUUGGGAACUGGCAUUGGUAGAAACAGCAAGCAAUUUAUCUAGGCAGAAACAAAAUCUGGGUGGCGGGCUUGAUCCGUUGUUAUUGGAUGGAAUGUAUGAUCAGGGCGUUGUGAGGCAGCAUGUGAGCACUUCCCAAUUGAGUGGCGGUAGUGCUAGUAGUGUAGCAUUGCCCGGGCCAGGGAAGAGCGCCACACCGGUGUUGGCUCUUCCCGCCCCUGACGGGACAGUUCAAGCGGUGAAUCAGGACCCAUUUGCUGCAUCAUUAACCGUUCCACCGCCUUCCUAUGUGCAAAUGGCGGAUCUGGAGAAGAAACAGCAUUUGCUUGUGCAGGAGCAGCAGGUAUGGAAUCAGUAUGCCAAGGAGGGAAUGCAAGGCCAAGGUAGUUUGGCGAAAAUGAGCGCUCCGGGGUACUACGGAGCAGCACCUUAUGGUAUGCCUCCGGUACCUUAUGGAAUGCCUCCGGCAAAUGGAAUUGGGAUGCCGCCGGCGGCUGGGUACUACUACACUCCUUACUGAUUAUUGUGAUCCUCAUUUGCCUGCCUAUAAAUGACUUACUCUUUGUUCAUUUUGUAUGAUGUUUUCCUAGUAUUUUUUUCUAUGUUGUAUGAAUUGUUCUAAGCCUGUUCUUGCAACUUGUGCAUGAAAAUGGUUGGGUGGAAGAGAGGGGACUGAAAUGAAGAGAUUCGUCAUUGUGGGGGGAUUUUGAUGCUCGGAUAUACGUAAAAUCGAUUUGUGAUGAUGUCUCUUUGUGUUUUGUAAUAUUAGAAUUUGUUGACAA